CAGCAGCAGCAGCAGUCGGGCGCGCCGACCGAAGCAUGCUCCAGCGCAGUCAUGACUUGCUCGGCGUCAGAUAGCGAGAAGAUCGUGAUCAACUGCGGCGGGAUCCGACAUGAGACCUACCGGAGCACCCUAAAGACGCUGCCGGGUACGCGCUUGUCUUGGCUGACCGAACCCGACGCCUUCAGCAACUUCGACUACGACCCCAAGUCCGACGAGUUCUUCUUCGACCGCCACCCGGCCACCUUCGCCUUCAUCCUCAACUACUACCGCACCGGCAAGCUCCACUGCCCCAAUGAUGUGUGCGGGCCGCUCUUCGAGGAGGAGCUCGCCUUCUGGGGCAUCGACGAGACGGACGUGGAGGCGUGCUGCUGGAUGAACUACCGGCAGCACCGCGACGCCGAAGAAGCCCUGGACAGCUUCGAGACCCCCGAGCCGGACGCGCCGGAGGACGACCCGGCGCUCACCGGCGGGGCGGACGGCGACCUUAAGCGGCUGUGCAUGCAGGAGGACGGCCGCAGGUCGACGAGGUGGGAAGUGUGGCGGCCCUACAUGUGGGCGCUGUUCGAGGACCCGUACUCCUCCAAAUACGCGCGGUAUGUGGCGUUUGGCUCGCUCUUCUUCAUCCUCCUCUCCAUUUCCACCUUCUGCCUGGAGACCCACGAAGCCUUCAACACCAUCUACAACAAAACAGAGAAUGUCACUGUCGGCAACGUGACGCAUGAGGAGAUAGUGUACGAGGUAGUCACAGAUGGCUGGCUGACAUAUGUGGAGGGCGUCUGCGUCAUUUGGUUCACCAUCGAGGUGAUGGCACGUGUCGUCUUCUGCCCUGACAAGGCAGAGUUCUUCCGCUGCACCCUCAACAUCAUAGACUUUGUGGCCAUCGUGCCCUUUUACCUGGAGGUGGCGCUGAGUGGCCUCUCCUCCAAAACAGCCAAAGACGCGCUGAGCUUCCUGCGCGUAGUGCGCUUUGUCCGUAUCCUGCGUAUAUUCAAGCUGACCCGCCACUUUGUCGGUUUACGGGUCCUGGGCCACACUCUGCGGGCAAGCACCAAUGAGUUCCUGCUGCUCAUCAUCUUCCUUGCGCUGGGCGUCCUCAUCUUUGCUACUAUGAUCUAUUAUGCCGAACGCAUCGGUGCAGACCCCGACGAUCCAACAGCUGCGGCCCACACCAACUUCAAGAACAUCCCCAUCGGGUUCUGGUGGGCUGUGGUGACCAUGACCACGCUGGGCUACGGGGAUAUGUACCCUGAAACAUGGUCAGGAAUGCUGGUGGGUGCCCUCUGCGCCUUGGCCGGUGUGCUGACCAUCGCCAUGCCUGUGCCCGUCAUUGUCAACAACUUCGGCAUGUACUACUCCCUGGCCAUGGCCAAGCAGAAGCUCCCCAAGAAGAGGAACAAGCACAUCCCCCGAGCGCCACAGCCCGGCAGCCCUAACUACUGCAAGCCAGAUGCCCUGGCCAUGGCGACCGCCUCGCCGCACAGACUGAUGGGCAAUGUGCUCGGGCCGGGCAUGGUGGGAUCUGGCAGCAUGAUGGGCACUGGAGACUGCCCACUGGCACAGGAAGAGAUCAUCGAGAUCAACAGGGCAGGUUCCAAGCCGAAUGGCGACGCUGCAGCCAACGCGGCCCUGGCCAACGAGGACUGCCCCACCAUCGACCAGGUCCUCGGGGACGAGCGCAGCCCGGCCACGGGGGGCCUCGGCUCCACCACCAGCCGAGAGCGCUACCCGCAUGACCGGGCCUGCUUCCUCCUCAGCGCCGGGGAGUUCCAGCGCACGACGGACGGGAACGUCCGGAAAGCCACGGGUUAUGAGAAGUCGCGCAGCCUCAAUAAUAUCUCCGGGAUGACGGGCGCCCCGCUGCGCCUCACCCCCAUCACCAACUCUACCUUCGAGCCCUUCGAGCCGCCUGGUCUCAGGCGAUGCCGCUCCCCCAUUCCCUCCAUCUUGUAGCAUAGCCGACAGGGAGACACAAACAGCAAAAUGUCAACAACAACAGCAACAAUACAAUUUUGAAUGUUUUGGGUUGUUUUUCUUCUUUUUUUCCUUUUUUUCUGGGGAACAUGCAAGGAAAGCAUCAACAUGGACAUUUGAUUCAUCCUAGCUGCUCCUUCAUUCCCAUUACUCACAUUUCCCUCUUGAUAGAAUCAACAAGGAAUUAGCGGUCCUCUUCUAGGCACCAGAAAGUCCUAUUUUAAAACCACAGCAUAUCUAAAACUUGCCGAUUAAGCUGAGAUAGACGCUUCAGCAAAUGUAUUUGAAAAAACACGAGCACACCUGCCUUACUAACAGGGAUAGAGUAGGUUAGUUUAGAUGGAUGUGGUAGUUGAGUUAGUGUGCCUCUAGCUUUCCCUAUGCUACUUCUUGCCUGUAUCUCGACACUGCACUCACACUUCAAUGCUUUAAGACUGACAGUUAAGAGUAGCUAUGAAUAAGGACUAGUAUUAAGCCUCAGAAUGCGCACACACACACACACACACACACACACACACACACACAUUGACACUACCAUAUUACUGCAGCAUGCAUGUUUUUACUCAUGAGAAUCUCUAGAAUAACAACAUAUGGUAUACCUUCAAGUAGUAAAAAAACAACAUUUUUGUAUACUUCAAGUCAAAUUCAUACCUCUAAAAAGAUGAAAUACCCCAAACUGUAGCGCCUCCGCACCUUUUGAUAAAAGCCUGUUGUGGUGCAUUGAGUCAAAACGACCUCUGUUACACAUACACGCACACGUAGUUAGUUUGUUCUCAGUGUAUCCCUUUAGUACAGGGAGAGAGGGACUUCAAUUAGAUUCUACGUACAUCAACUCUAUAACCAACGUAUGAAAGCUGCAGCAUCCCGUCCUCUUCUCUAUUUCUGCUUCCUCCUCUGGCCUCAGACUCUGCUUAGACCCUAAACACAACACUCAGAGAACUGCAGGAGGACUUGAUGAAAAAUGAUUUUUAAUACCGUGGACAGCUGGGGAACAGGUGUCUCUGUCAGGGUUGGUCGCAGGUCAUAGGACAGUAGUUCCCAACCUGGAACCCCCGAGAGGUUGCAAAAAAAACACAACAGUUAAGAGUUGAUAAAAAAAGGUAGCAAAUUAGCUCAAAUAUGACAUGACAUUUUAUUUGUUUUUACAUCUUUGCAUUUUCCUCAUGAAUUACUGGAUACUUGUUACAUUUACUGACCUAAAAGUAAAACAAUUUCAAUAUACAGAUGUAGACGCAGCCUAUGUUAUCAACCUGUUUAUGCACAUAGUGUUGAUCUGCAGUGAAAAUGCACCCACAUUGGUAAAAAUCCCCAAAAUGUUGAGAAUCACUUUCAGAGAGGAUUAUAGGAGGUUAGGGGAGCAGAGUGUUGGUAGCACUAAGCCUGGGCUAGAAACAUAUUUUGCAAAAUAAAUGGACAAAAGCAGCUAUAGGAAAUAGAAAUAUCUGUGAACAUGUGUAGACUUUGACUUUUAACCUCACAAAGACUUUCGGUGAAGGAGCAAUAGGGUCUGAUCUGGACCAGACCGUCACUCUUUACCUCCUCUCCUUGCGUCCUCACUCGGGCUUUCAGUACAAAAAGGAUUAAGGAUGAGCUGCAAAGUAGGAACAAAGGGAAGAUCAUUCUCAUGUCUUCUUCUAUUUAAUUAUCUUUACUUUUGCUUUCAUUUAGUCAUUAGCUAAGGUUUAAAGGAACAGUACCAAGAAAGUUGAUUUGGUUUCUUAUAGAGAGUGAGAUGAGAAGAUUGAGAGCAGUCUCAGAGUCUGCACGUAAAGUACUAAGCCGGAGUCGGGAUGCAGUUAUCCUUGCUUAGCAUAAAGCCUGGUAGCAGGAGGAAACACCUAGUCAGGCUCUGUUAAAAAAUACACCUACAAACUAAAAGUUGUUUUAAAAUGAUCAAAAAAGGCUCUGUCCGAAAUAAAUAAGUAAAGUAAUUAACAAAGAAAAAGGAUAAUUUGUGGUUUUAGGUGAUGUUGACAUGCUAAAAGUACAAAGAAGACCACACAGGUGCAGUGACUGUGCACACUUUCUGUGACUUUGUUGUCACAAUGAAGUUGCCAGGUUUGCUACCAUCAUACCUUAAACAGUGCCCACAUGUGCUCAACAACCUUAUUAUUUGGCAUCUUUGGAUGGAUAAACUCUUGUUUAUCAAGACAUAGCUUCAACAGAAAACUGACACCUGUUCGGAUCAGCCGACCAUACCAAUGGACAGAACCUUUCUAAGUAUAGAUCUAUAAUUACUGUCAUGUUGCUCCAACCAAAUGCACAAACAUAUUUGAUUGGGUUUCUUUAAGCCAAUCACAGUGUUCCACAUCGUCUUAAGUGGACUGCAGUUAAAGCCACACACCCUUUUUCAGCAAGCAUGGCCAAACGUCAAGAAUGUUGUGGCUAGACGGUUACCCUCCAUUUACAAGAUGACGACCUAUCCUAACCUUUACCAUUCAAGGUCAAUGCAAAAACCGUAACGUUGUAAAGUCAAUGUCUAACGCCUACCCUCACCAAGUCAUGCUCAAAGUCUAACCUCAACUACUCAAGGUCAAUGCCUCAACGACUCAAGGUCAAUGCCUCAACUACUCACGGUCAAUGCCUCAACUACUCAAUGUCAAUGCCUUAACCCAACCAUCUCACGAGAGUUUCUCAAAUCAAGGGUUACCAUCUAGACAUGACCCAUGAGGCGAGGAGGCAGUGUAAGGCCCAUUUCAAUCUGUUAAUCAUAUGUUAAAGUACAUCAUUUGUGUUUAAACUGUAUUUAAAGUGAACAUGGUAUUACAUAUAUCAUAUGAAAGAUUUAUGGCUUUUACCCCAAAGAAUGUGUUCAUUGGAAUGGUUGGGUGAUCUGAAUGACACCUGAAGGGAAAUGAAUAGAGAAAUACUUUUAAACUAUCUCUUUAUUCAUUGAUAUGAGUUAAACAUUCAUGAGAACUAAAUAAACUCUUUGUUUGUUUGUUGAAAAAAGGUAACAGAUAUUUAUUGAUAUAUUUAAUGAGGUGUUUGUAUUUGGAUUCAGAUUCCAUUAGACUCAACAUAAAAAAUAACACAUUGUAAAGUAUUUUGAUUCUUCAUUAUUAUUGCUAUAGAUGUUGUAUUAGUGCAUUUAGAGCAGAAAUCCAGCAUUACAAUAUGUCUUUAUUUGGGUUCUAAAUGCACCACAGAGUCCUUUUCUUUGUCUAAAGAGUAAACAAACCUGUUACAACGUCAUCAUUUUAAAGCAACUUUUAGUUUGUAGGUGUAUUUUUUAACAGAGCCAGGCUAGCUGUUUCUCCCUGCUUCCAGUCUUUAUGCUAAGCUAGGCUAACCACGUGCUGACAAGAGAUUGACUUUCAUCUUCUCACAACAUUUUCAGACAGAAAAGCAAAUUAGCAUAUUUCCAAAAUUGUUGUUGAACUAUUCCUUUAUGGUGGCAGGGUAAUGACUUUCUCUUUAUCUGGGAAAGGAUUUUGGACAUUGCAGCUUAGCCCGAGUGUGAGAAGCGUGAUUUUCCUCAAGUCUGAGUUCAUCCCACAACCAUCACCACCACCACCACUGCCACCAACAGCGUUAUUACUUGCACUGACUCCAGUGUGACUCAGCAGCCAGUGGCAAUAUUUUUAGUUUUUGGCUUCUCUUUCUUUCCCUGUUUUUGCCCCUCCUAAACCCCCCAACCCCCCCUCCCCCUCCCCCAUCCUUUUCUGUCCGUCCACCUCUUCUAUGUUUUUCGGCUACGGCUGCUCAGUAGGAGGCACUGUGAACGGCUACUGGAGCGACAGCCCGUGGUAGAGGAAGAGUGGACGACACACACCACAAGGGCAGAAGCAAGAGAACAUGACAACAGAGACAGCAUACAAACAUAGAAAUAUGCAAUGUAGAUAAAUGAGACAGUGGCGGUUGGACCUUGGUGUUUCUGUUCAGUUAUGGUGUGUCUGCAGCACAUGUGGAUGUUUGUGUGGGCAUGAGUGUGUAUGUGUGUACGUGCCCGGACCUGCAUCUACCUCUCUACUAAGAUGCACAACUUGGAAAAAUACUUUUUUUUUGCUUCCACAAGACAGAAAGGAAGAAAUCAUUCUUUCAGUUUAGUUUUGAUAUUUUUCAAUUAACAAGCUUUGUGUGAUCACAUGAUGAUGUCAUCUUUCUGUCACUAAGUGUACUUUUUUUUUUUUUCCUAAAUAUGUGUUGUUUCCUUUUUGUUUUAAACUGUAAUUUUCUGAUGUUGCAAGAAAUGUUAUUGAUUUAUUGAAGAACAACAAUGUCAGAUUUGUUCUUUGUUUUAGACAGUAAUUAUGUGUCUGUUGGUUAAGUGUUUAAGUCCCUUGUACUCAUCUCGUGCUCUCACUUUCCUGCUCCCCCGCCAGAAAGUAACAGAUAGCUUUCAGUCGGAUGCAAAUCAUGCCCUUUGAGUUGCAUUAGAUUCCCAUAAGAGCACUAUCACUAACCGCCGAGUGAACAUAGACUCCUUUUUCAGAGGAGGGUUCUGUGCACUGAGGUAUCUCCUUCCUGUUACUUUUUUUUGCAUUGAAGCUGGGAGUAUUGGAAGGUAAGAGCCCCACAUGAGGAGACUCUGUCACUGUUGAUUUAAAGAAUCAGUUCAACAUUUUGGGGAAUUAUGAGCUGUAGCCAGGAAGCGACGAGCCAAGUUUAGAUUCAAGACUUGAAGCAGAGGAAAAAUAGCUAGCCUAGCUACACAUUAUAUCAUUCUGUUUAACAUGCAUAGAACACAAAUAUGCUUUUUUUGGUGCUCACCAAAAAAAUAGUAACAGCACACAUAUCCCCAAUUUGUAAUUUUUACAAUUUACAACUUUUAGCGAGAGCUUGUUAAUAAAGUGAGCUAUAGAGGAGUUGAUAUGCAUUUUAGUUCCAGGCUAGCUGUUUCCCCCCUCAUAAUGCUAAGCUACUGUAAUUGCCUCCUUAGCUCUGGCUCAUCUCACUCUCAAAGGAUAUGAAUAAGCGGGGGGGGGGGGUUGUCGAGCCAGCUCUUUAACAUUAUGUGACCCUGAUUUGUGGUCACGCAGGGUUUUCUGUUUCCUGAUUAUUCUCAUGCUGAUGCCGGGCAUCACUAUCCAGUUUUUGCUAGUUGGAGAAUCAUUUUAACCCCCAGUCCUGUUAGCACACCACACACACACACACACACACACACACACACACAUAUAGAUGUGAACACACACUCCAGUUUCUCUACUGAGUCUGUCUAUCGUUUCUGAACAUUUCAUCUUCUCUUCAUCCUCCUCUCCCUUCCCAUCGUUCACUUGUUGUUGCGUCUGCCGCUUCCCCAAAGGCCACUGCUGAUUGGUUGCUUUUGUCCCGGUGAUUGUACAUAUGUAAAGUUUGCGUUGUAUAUGAAUCUGCAUGGGUUUCCAUUGCAAGCAAUAAGGAUACUGAUAUGACUAAUAAUGUGAGGAGGUUUGAUAAGAUUUUAGUCUGGAGCUUAAUGAAUGUGUAUAUAUCGUUUAGACUACUAAGAGUGUGUGGAUGUGUGUGUUAAGAUGCAUACAUAUGCACUAACAAAGCAUGCAGGACAAAAAAAUGUUCACCUCUUUGAAUGCAAGAAGAGGGAGGACGGGCUGACAUUAUGCAUGCCGAAAUGCUAUGAUGCUAUUGGUCGGAAGAGACCAAGUUAGGUACUGUAACGGGGCCGGGUGGGGGUGGGAAAGUUUAUUUUUGCAGGACGGGGCGGGGUUACAUUUCUGGUAGGUCUUGUAUAGCUGCUUUCUUAUCAAAACUUGAGAGACUUAUGAUAAGAGAAACAUAUUAACAAUCGUAGCUUAUGAUAUAUUUUUUUUCUUCUUUUUUUUUGCUUCUCUUUUCACAGAGAACUGUUCUGAAAGCCCCGCGCUUAUCAGAUAUAUGCAAAAAGAAGCAGUAACUGUGAACUAACGCUAACACAUGAAAAACAAAUCCAGCUUCUUCCAUCAUUGUCUCGACUCCUCUUCUGCAAGAGAGGAGAGAGACCGUUCUCCUCCCCAAGAUACCUCCUCACCUAAACUCCCCUCUCUGUUGUCUCAUUCGACCGCUCCUUCCUUAUCCGUCUGUGACUUCAUUCUGCCCCACCUCAUGUUUCAUUUCUUUCCGUCCUCUUCUAUUGUCUACACUUGCAUUUAAAGUGCAGUGAGUUCAAAAGAAGGAUACCUCUGCAAUGUGAGAAUGCAAUGAUUCAACACAAGAUCCUAAAAACAAACAGGGCCAGAUUAACCUGCCAGGGUUCCUUCGGGCACCUCUGAGCUGCGGGCCCCUUUCGAGUGAACCCACUCCAACCCGGUUUCUAUUUAAGUUUGAUUUAAACUGAUUGAAUGCAAAUGUAUUUAACAAUACUCACCAUGUAAGCAUAAUGCAGUAUCGGACCGUAUAUAAGAUGACCUUGAUUAUAAGACACAAAACCCUUUCUGGCUUACUUUUCAGACUAGUCUCUUGUAAACCUGAAAUACUUCCAUUAAAGCAGAAUAUAAAUCACGCGGCUUGUCUAUCAGUCAGCAUUGCACUGGUUCCCUAUACAAAGGAACCAAUGGAAUUCCUCCAUUAUUUCAGGAAUCUAUCCCAAAAACCCAUUGACUUUGAGAAGAGGGAACUGCAAGUCAAAAAAUGCUGAAAAACUCAUUUCCAGGUAUUAGGACUCAUCCCUGCAGCACUCAAUACCUUCCAUUAAAAAAGGAAAUGGAUGUUGCGAAUGCAUACAUGUCUAAUCCUCAAACUCCCACUUUUUCAAACAUAAUGCCUCGUUGUAUAUUCUGGCCAAUUCAGUAUCAAAUGCAACAUCAGGUCAAAGACCUUAAAGACCCCAUGGAAUAUCAUUACUUCCAUUGUGCUGUGUAAUUCCUGCUGAAACAAGUCCAUAGGUGUAAACCAGGCAGAUUGAUUUGACAGAACUGUCAAAACGCGAGAUCAUUGAAAACCUUUUUAAUGACUUACCAUUUUAGUUUAUAUUGUGAAAAUAAAAAGAAUUGUCUCUGAACCCAGGGUUUUGCAGGACCAAUGUUCUUGUUGAGUCUGCUUUAGUGCUGCAUAGCACCAUUGAUUUAUUUUAUUUUUUUUACCCCAAAAGAUCUUUGAAGUCACAUUUACUACCUAGUGAGAAACCACACUGCAGAGGCACCCUUCGAAAUUUCAAACUAUUUUUCUUCUUGAAUUUCUUAAGCUUCUGCCCCUCGUUUCCUUUCCAAUGUUCCUCUCCUCUCCAUCAAUUCACAACUCAGGUAUCUCUUUCUCAAUCUCCCCCUCUGUGCCCCCAUGGUUCCUGUCCACCCAUGUUUCCUUUAAGAUGUACUGUAUGUAUUAAGGGAGAGAUAACAAACAAAAAAAGUCAAGUUGUCCUCUCUCUUCUGUCCCUGUGAAUUCCAUGUGCUCUGUUUUGUGGCUCUUCCCCCUCCUUUAAAAAAAAUGCUUGUCCAACUGUGCUUCCUGUCUUCUCUUUGUGUGGUUUCUGCCCCGUCUCUCCGCCCUUUCCCGAUAACCGCGUCCCUCUUUUUGAGAGACUUUAUGCCCCCAUCCAUCCCCCCACCGCCCUGAAGUCUCUCACAGCGAAAACCAAAAAGGGAGUCAAAUUGGAGCACCUUCGCAUUGAAAAAAAAAAGAGAAAGGUUUGGCCAGACACUGGAUUUCACCGAGGAGGAAGACAGGAACGGACAUUUGAAUGAAUGAAAAAAAAAAAAGACUAUGUAGAUUGGGGGGGGGGGGGUGCUGUGAAAUUAUGUGUUCUGAGUUCUGAGAUUGUCAGCCGAGCAGCGUCAGAGGGAGGAGAUGGAGGAGGAAAAAGUUUGGGGAAGACAGAAAAGUAUGGUGAUGAUGAUGAGGAGGAAAAAGAGAAAAGAAGCAGAAAUCGCUUCUCCAUGUAAGAAUGUGUACCUCACCGUUGUUCCUGUGCACUGUCUUUGCUCCUUGUGUCGUGUUUCCUCACCUGUGCGUGAUUCAGUGUUGCUGUGACAUUUUCGUUUCUGUGUUCUGUGUGUUCCCUGUGUUGUGUGCCGCACUCUUGUUUCCUUACCUUAUUGUCUUUUGUGUGUACCACACCUGGGUCAAACAGCCUUCGCAAUCACCAGCUCGUUUUAUCCCACACAGAUGCAGAGGAAUUGUCAAACGGGGCAAACUGCACCGGAGUGAAAUGAAUUAGAAAGGAGCAGACCUGAUGCAGCUAAAACCCUGCGUGGUCUGCCGGUCAAAGUGGGAUGAAACUUUUUUAAAAAGCUAAAAGAAACAAAAAACGAUUUGGCCAAGGUCUGGUCUGUACAUGUGCAGGACACACCAGCUGAGAUGCUCCACUCUCAGUUCUUGGUCUGGAUUUCAUGCCCAGUCCUGGUUGGCUGCAGUCCUCUGGUUUGAGCUUUGAAAUCUUUUUAAUUUCGCUAAGUCUGUGACCUCGAUGUCUUUCGGUCUCAUCAGGCUUCUUAAUUAGCGUCCAAAGAUUUGUUAUAUCAGAGGACUGAGCAGCCCCCCCACCCCCAAGGACUUCUGCAGAUUGUAUCUGUGUGUGUGUGUGUGUGUGUGUGUGUGUGUGUGUGUGUGAGUGAGUUACAGAGACGGAGAGAGAAACGUUAGAGUGUGUCACGUUCAACCUCUGUGUUCUUGAUGUUCUUGCAUGUUGGCCGGGCUAGGCGAGCUUUGUGGUGGUGUCUUUUGUUUGCUUCACCAGUGUGUUUGGCCCUAUCAUUUCCUUGCCUUGGUGUAUUAUACUGCUGAUGUUACAACUAUUUCAUACUGAGCACCACUGGAAACUACAGUUUAGGGUUAGGAACACACGGUCUGCCAUCGUAGAAGUCUUUCAAUUUCUACAUUCUUGCUACGACCUGAGAGGAUUUUGUUUGGAACACAGUAUUAAAGAACGAAGGGUUUCUACAAUGGCUAACACUAUGAACCUCAUUUAUGAUGAAAGAAACUCCCACAGCCUCUUUCCCAACAGCAUCUUUGGGAUUCAAUUUGUUGAUGUUAAAGACAGAAAGAAUUGUUUGCUGCAACGCGAAAGGGCGAUAACCAGUGAUUGCAGUUCCAGCACUAGGCUCUGUAUUCAGUGUCUCAUAUGUCAUGAAUUAGACAUAGAAAUAAAAGCUGCAGCUAAGUUUAUAUUUAAAAAAAAUUCAAAUCUCAAUUUAAGGUCAACUUAUCAACUUUUUCCGUAGCUUUUGACCACAUCUCACUGUCUCCAUCUACAGAUGUCAUCAUCACCUUUCAGUGAUGAAAGGAGCACUUUCUUUGCUGAACGUACCAUUACAACAACACUUUGUUACAAGUAAAGGUCCUGCAACAGAAAAGUGUACAUAAAGUAUCAAAAGUAAAUGUACAAGUUCUGUCGAGAAAUUGUCCUUGACAGCCAUAUUAAUAAAUACAUUAUUAUAUAUUAGCAGUUCAUUAUUAGUAAUGCAUCAAAGUAAGUUUAAAGUAGCAUUCUACCGUUGUAGCUGGUCAAGGUGGAGCUAGAGAGGUAGUUGAAUCUGGGGGUCAGGCCAAUCGAAGGGGUUGUGAGAUGAUUAAAGGUGAUGAGUAAUUCCCCUACACACAACUAUAUUAUAUUUUUAGGACUUCUCUCUGAUAUUUGCUUGUUAUUCAAAUAAACCAUCUGAACAGUUUAAAGGGGAAAUCUCUUUUUGGUGGAACUUCUAACAACUCAUAGACAUCUGAAAUAUGUGACGAGUAGACUCCAGCUAGAUACAGAUCGUCCUGUAAUGGGCCACAGACCGAAACCAACAGAUUGUGAAUCACUCGUUUAAUCCCGCCAUGUGGUUGAACGCUCCAGAAAAAGAUAGUACUGCAUAAAGGCCAAAAUGUGAGAUGUAUUCCAACACAGUGAUCAUUCCCCGUCUUGAUGCUUUUGGGAAACAGGUCUAUAACUAAUGUGGUCCACACUGGACCUCAGAAAGAUAUCAAAUCAUUUUUUACGAAAUGGAAAUCAAAACAAGCUGUAAAUGUAUUGGAUGGUGGGUAAAAUAAUUGUCAGUUUUGCUCAUUUCGUGUACUUGAAUCUCCUGGCCAACUCUGAUAGAUCUGUGUUGAGUUGCACCAGAUGUUCAGAAAUUCAUCACUAAGUUUGAAGGUCUUUCCUAAGUUCGUAGAUACCUAGUUUCAAACAGAUUUACUACAUCAAGUUGCGAGUUUACGUUAACUAAACCAACACUUUUAGCUCAUUUAGUCAAACAUUAUUGGCAUAACGUUUCGUAAUUUGAGAUAUGUCGUGCUAUUUUUGUGAACUGUAAUUCAAAAUCUUCAAGGUUUAGGUCAUUAUUAUCAAGGUAUGUCAACGAGUACUCCGUGUUAACUCUUUUACUCCUCACUCUGAACGGAUCCUAUAUUAACUUAUCUUAGCAUAACGUUAGCUUUGUCGGUGUAAAUGUUAAUAUGUUAGAACUAGUUAAUGAGUUUUAAUUUAGUGAUGCAUAAAAUUCCACUUAAUAAAAUACGUUAGAACUAUGCUAAGCUGGAAUUUUACGAACAGCUGGUACAACUGGCUCAGCAGAUGCCAUUAUGAAUGAUUACGAAAACAAAGAAAACAAUACUUUACCCACCUGGAUCCUUCCACGUCCUUACAGUAUGUGUUAAAUGGGCUUUGACCUUUAACUGCACCAGACCUGGAUGUUACUAAAUAAACCUACAGUUAAAAUCUGAAACAAAACAACUGUUUGGAAAUCAUUACAAAAUGCUCCAUCUGAAAUAUCUAUUUCUUAUCUACAACAUGGUGUUUUCUAAUGAAUUAUAAUGUUUUGAUGAACCUAUUUCGAGUUGUACACUCGCACAAAAAACGUCUUUAAUUAUUGAAUUGGCUUUUAUCAAACGCUGUGCCAUGGUCUGGUGUAUGAGGUUCAACGUCAUGAAUUAUUCACUGCAAACCCUCAGUAAAUUCUCUUUUCUUUCUUCCCUUUUAGUGCUGAGUUUCUAAACCCCCCCCCCCCCCCCCCCCCCUCCCCAUCCUCUACGAGAAGAGGAGAAAAACAGUAAUACGUUGAAAGUGCUGCUCCUCCAUCUCCCCCGACGGGAUUCACUGUAGAAACCGGGGAGGGAGAUAGAGAGAAAGAGAAAGAAAGAAGACGAGUGGUGGAAAUCACCACUGACGCACUCUGACCUGAACAUUUUCAUCAUCCGUGUGACACAUUCAUAUGCAACCUUGCCGUCGAUCUCAACGAAGAGCAAGGGCACAAUCACAUAUAAGCUAUUUUUAAAGAUGGGAGUAAGAAAAAAAAAAAAAAAGAAUCCCGCCUCAUUUGAACUGAUUUUCAGAGCAAACCACUGCAUGGAUGCUCCCCUAUGACAGACGUGGAUUUGGAGACCAUGCGACGAGGAUGCCCUCUAUUUAACUUAUGUUGUUGCUUUAUUCUUUUUAUUUUAUCAAACUUCAUCCGCAGCUGUUGAUUUCCAGUUGGAUGCCUGAUUAUUUUGGCACUCAAAGCACUAUGCAAGGUGACGGGUGGUUCAUCGUGAUGUCUAACAGCUCCCGGCGGAGUCCGAUCCGGUGUCGGCGCUAAUCUCUGCUGAGCUACAGGACCUCUAACAAGCGGGCUGAAAUCUACUCAUACAUAUCAGAAAACAUCGGCCAUAUCACAUGUACAUUUGACAUGAUCCUGUAUUUGAUAUCAUCAGAAUCUUCCUGGAGACAGCUGACAGCUGACAUCUUGGGUCUUCAUGUUCAACUGACCGGUUUGAAUACCGAGAUCUCAGCUAACGUCAAAGAGCCAGUUUUCAUCCACCUGGUGAUGGAAUUAACCCAAAGACACACAUGGAUGGAAGGACCGGACGAGACAACUGGCCGUGACAUCUGCCGGCUAAAAAACAAAGAUGUGACUAACCCUCUUUCUCACUCUCUCUUUCCCUCUAGAGUGUUUGACCAUCCCCCCCCCUGCAUCUCAGCAUCGCUGCUGCUCCUCCUCUUUAACGAAACUGCAUGGCAUGAACGAAACCAAUUAAAACCAGAAGAAAGACAAGAACACAAUGGAUGGAUUAAAAAAAGGGGGGUGGGGGGAAGAACGGCCGGAGAGACCAUUAGAGAGAGCAUCUUUUUUUUUUUUUUUUCACGCAGCAAUGUCAAUGCAAAUUCAUCAUCACCCACUUUUUAAGCACCCCUCCCCCCUCAAACUGGCUGCUAAUAUUUGCAAAACAGCAUCUCCUGCAGCGAACUGCUUUCUCUGAAGCCACGAUGGAUGAGGAGGAGCCGCCUCCCACUCUGAGGGAAAGAGGGAAGGGGGGGGAGGAGAUUUCUGCAGACCAUACACUCUAUACCUCUGGGGAUGCGGGGCGAGAACAUAUAGAGGCUUUUUAAAGAAAGCAGGUAUUCAGCAGGAGCGGGAGAACAUCUUUGAGAAACUAUUCUAGGGACAAAAAAAAUGGCAAUGAUUGCAAAUUAGAAAUGCAUUUUUAUGACAUUGUUUACCAGCAUGAAUAUUCUGCAUGACUUCUGCAAGCCAUUCUGAUCUCCCCCAUGAAUAACAGGGCUAGAAAUUGAGAAUUUAAAUGUGAAAACUUAACAAAAAUGAUGUUAUAUGCAACAAAUUAAAACAAAUGUAGGAUUAUGUUUAAAAAAAAUGUUUUUAUGAUAAAACACAAAUGAUUAAGAAGAUAGGGGUUGCAACAUCUAUCCUGUUUUAUUUUCUUCACAAGAAAAUGGUAGGAGCCCCACCCCACCCUAACCCCUCUAAAAUCCAAGAAGACUCCUCCCAACUACUGCAAGUAUUUAUUCUGCUACAACAAGUUUGUCUACUACUUCAACUUCUCACCCGACUGCUACUCUGCUUCUUCCUCCUCUUCUUCUCUUUCUUCUUCCUCUUGUAGCCUUUUACUAGAACCCUUAUCAGAAACUCUCUCCAAUGGCAGCUGUGUGUGUCCAUGUGACAAUGUGGACCCAGGACUAUCAAACUGAGCUUGUACUGAACUGUGCGUCCACUCAGAGAUGCCGUUGAUCACGCGCAUUUAAAUUGAAAAUGUCUGUUGUCCCAUUCUUUUGGGACUUUUUCUUGACCUUGAUGUCCACGGCAACGCCACCCUCUCAAGAUAAGAAGGGUCAUCAGAAGCCUUGGGUCAAGGACAUGUCUGAAAAGUUACAGUUGAAGUUUGUUACAUGAUCCAGGCAGGUCUGAAAAGGUACAAGAUGGCUGCCUCAUCAUCCAGGGCUGUUAUUCCACUCUGUCUAAUGAGAAUGUAUUGUCAGGGUUGGUAUUAGAAGUAAUUUAUGUUGUAUAUGGAUACAAAUUAUCAAAGUAUUUGGUAUGUGGCACUGAAGUAGGAACAAACAGGGCCGUAGCCAGGAAUUCAGAAGUGCCGAAGUCCAAAUCCCCUCAGCUCAACUAUAUCCACAUUUUAUGUAAUCAUAUCAUUUUUCAAUUAUUAUAAAUCAAAUUUGAUCUCCCUUACAUUAUUGUUGUCAGGUAUAAAAAAUAGUUUUGCCUAAAAACAAUUGAAAAGAAAACCAAAGAGCCCCGUGCAAAAUUGAAACAAACAAGAAAGUGCAAGAAGCUGUUACGACCUAAAAACAAUCAAAUGAAGUCCAAAAAUCCAAUUUCCUAAUUUCAUGUCACAUACAUACGAAAUGACCUCGGACCUGACCGAACACAAGGAGAGACAAUAUAUAGUUCAUGAGAUUCAAAGUGAUGUCAUCGGCAAUGUUUGCUCCAGUAGCUUUUUCACGGUGUAGCUUUGACCCUUUAACUUGUUUAUUGAAGGGGAUUGAUCAUUUACUAACCCUUGAGUUUACGGAGCCACAAUAUUGCUCAAGUAAAGCUCCCAUAUUGUUCACAUUUUCAUGCUCUUGUUUUUAAAAUAGUGCAGGAAAAUAUUCACUUUCUUUUGGAAUUGUAUGAAAGUGUAGCUUCAUUUAAAGUGUAUUUAUUUUACUGAAUGAGGUUCAGUAUCAGUAUUAAAAUCUUUUUUAAUGAUAAUACCGACUUUAUUGAUGAUCUCAAUUGAAACAAUGUGAGCCUACAAUCACAGCGUAUCUUAUCAGGGUCAGAACUGAAAUUGGAAAACAGACAUCAUACGCAGGCUGCUGGUAAAUGAAGGGAGUAAAGACAGCCCGAGGUUCAACCUAUAGAGUGAAGGCUUUCCUCUGUAUUAUCCGUGAACAUGGCCCGAUUUGCAAAACUUAACUUGCUGGUUGGUGAGAAUGUACGCAAUAACACCAAAAGAAGACACGCAGAUGUUUAGCGUUCAGGUCAGACCAGCAUUAAUGUUUGAACAACAGCUCCUGUUCACGGUGGUUGCCCAUGGGUGAGAGGCAGCCAUCUUGGCUCCAUGUGUUCAAACAGGGUUGGCCAAGUACCCAUGUCAUCAGAAGCAAGCAUGCUCUGCUGGGCUGUGGGGAAAAAAAGUAUUUUCUCAAAAACUGUGGACAGUUUCAAAAAAAGUAGAUAAACAGAAGGAAACACGCAGAUAAUUGAAAUGCCUUGAAAGGUAGCAGAAGCACUGUGUGUGGUCUGAUAGGUAGGCGCUGGACAGAUCUGUUAUCACAAAAAAACUGUAGAUUGUAAUUGUCAUUUCUUUGUCUUCUCAUGUCUAUAUUUCGAAUCUCAUGUGAAUUAAUGGUUAUUUUUGACGGUUAUUAUUACGGCCAUUUGCUCUGUGUUGAUAGGUAUUUGGUUUAUGAAACCAUAUGGGCCAACCACAAAAUAGUUUUGAAACUUUGUAGGUAUGGAUGGAUUACUGAACUGGCCUUGCAGGCACAGGCCGAAUAUCCCAAGGGUAAAGGGUUCCCUGGGCAAGAACCUCUGUUUUCAUGUAACUGAAACCAUUUCUUCUUGGAAAGUCAAUCAAAUUAUGACAAACGGACACAAAGUGACUCAAAAUGACUACAAAGUGAAGCAAAACGACAACAAACAGACACAACCGACCAAAAAUCACUCAAAACUACUUAAAAGAAACACAAAUGCCCUACAAAGACAUGCACAAUGAUAACAAAGAGGCGCAAAAUAACUACAAGGAGACUCAAAAGCUACCGCAAAGCAACUGUAAAGACACUUAAACACAGAGAAUCUUUCAGUCUUGGGGCUUUUUACAUGCUUGUGCCCAGGGCCCGUUGUCUCGUAAUCCAUCCAUGUGUGUUCAUUCAUUUUGUGGCUGACAUAGAGUAGGGCUAUAACAAACACCCAACCAAAACAUGUUCGUUCAUGACUUGUUCCCCUGAUUAAUCUUUGAUGCUCUUGAAUGACAGAAAACAAACAUUUGACGGGCAGACAUAUCCGUACUCUCCUGUUGUCACUGCUUUUGCCAAACUCAUCAGCCAGAAAGGUGUAUCAGCUGUACUUCACGCUUUUCAAUAAGGGCUAUUGAGCUAAAAUAGUCUACCAUUGGGAUGUGUGGACUGCACCCUCACACAAUGUUUCUUUGUACCCAUUGUCACAUUGCUGGGCUGCUAGGGGACAACAUUUUCUGCAAGCUACAUUCUUUGUAUUGAACUGAAUUCUUGGAAUUGGCAAUUCAUGCAAGAUGUGCUGGGUCUGCGACAUUAAAUUGAUUUAGGUUCAUAUGCGCAAUAGAACACAAUAUUACCAAGGACAGCAGAAAAGGUCCUUUGCGCACUUGAUGAAUUGCGGAAUUGGACAGUGCUGUGCACUCACUUUGCUUAAGUAUUUUGAGGAUUAAUAAACAUUAUAAAGAGCGCAUGCAGCUACUGAAUCCAAUAACUUGAAUGGCCACGACUGAAAAAUACUUCAUCACCUGUCUGGUUCCACUUUUGGUUUGCACUACAUUGUGCAUUAUGUACUGUUUGGUAUUCAUUCUCUGUUGAAAAUGACUGUAUAUUGUCACAGUCCACAACAUAAAGAAAUCAUUGAGAGUUUUUCAGACAUACACACUAUCCUCUGUAUCAUUCUAGGGUCUAGAGUCUUGACAAAUUGCAUGGGGCCAAAACUGGAAUAGAAGACGGGGCCUAUCUCAGGAAUACACAGUAUCAGCAAUCCGAGAGGUGGAAUGUCGUGAUGCUGCAGUAUGUAUUUUCAGGAAAGUUUAAAUUUUCAAAUAAUAGUUUCGAAUGAACAUUAUGAUCCUUUCAGUGGAUCCCGCUACUUGAAGCGCGGAAGUAAAUCUUUCUGUAUUUUGGUCUAUACUGUGUCCAACUGUCCUUCCACACUGCACUAGGUCUCAUUGCUUCCAGGGUGUUCUGCUUUUUCUAUGUGGUACUGUAUGUGACAGGAAUCAGAUCCGAUGUUUCAUAUCACUUGUCUUCUUAAAGGUUUAAAGUACAGCUUCAGAUAUGUCAAUGAUAAUAAUAGCCUACCAUGUACCGUACUGUAGCUAUACCAAGGUGAACGCAACUUCCUUCAUGAAUCGUUUUGGUUUUAUAUUUCCUUCUGCAUUUGUUUACAUGUCAUAUAUAUUUCAUAAAACAUGCAAUUAUGAUGAAUUAUGAUCAUGAAGAUUAUGACAAUGGAUCGAUAAAUGCUUUUGUUUUCAAGCAUGCAGUGAGCAUAAAGAUAGCCUAUGCAUGCGCCAGUUGGGUUGAAGGCUUCAUGGUAUUAGGCUGUUGGAGAAAAACUGUUUAUGUGUCUCAGAUGGGGUUUGGGGGGUUUAGUCAGGGGGGCUAAUGUGGCUAUUAUAGAUAACCGAGACAGAAGACUAUUAACCUGGUCAUACACCUGUCUCUGCAGAAUGAAUGCCUACAAGGUGACUUCUAUUAUGGCCUUACCCCUCACUGUAGAUGUAAAACGUAAAGGUUUUAGAGCAAUAAAACAGUACGUAAUUGAGCCAGCCAUGUUAUUACACAAUAUUGCCAAUCCAAAUUUUCCAUACAUAUUUGUGUUGCUACCUACAGGCUGUGAAAGUGAUGCAGCAUUAAAGGUAUAUGACACAAAUGUAUUGACCAUCCAUAAAGCUGGAAGUCUUGUCAGAGGCAGAUUAAAAAAGCAAGGGUGAAAAUGUAAGCAGCUAAGGCCAAGGUAGUUUGACUUUUAUUCCUUAGCAUGGGUCAAGCGCUAAAAAGGCCAGCUCAUACCAUUCCCAUAAUGCCACAGAAUAGUGUUUGCUAUUUGACCCUUGCUGCCAGGUAAACUCUGCAUUUUGCAACGUAGGCUCAGUUAAAAACUCUCCUGGGUCUUAGAA
Molecule: messenger RNA, 18936 nt
Organism: Anarrhichthys ocellatus (wolf-eel)
Lineage: Eukaryota; Metazoa; Chordata; Actinopteri; Perciformes; Anarhichadidae
Product: potassium voltage-gated channel subfamily C member 1-like
Exons: 5
Coding region: 52-1950 (632 amino acids)
Biological process (GO): protein homooligomerization; potassium ion transmembrane transport; action potential
Cellular component (GO): presynaptic membrane; neuronal cell body membrane; postsynaptic membrane
Molecular function (GO): protein binding; delayed rectifier potassium channel activity
Source: RefSeq, a predicted model, not a curated record